Macrobrachium nipponense is the source of this 3236-nucleotide messenger RNA. RefSeq lists its product as uncharacterized. The record is from RefSeq and is a predicted model, not a curated record. The transcript has 2 exons. Lineage: Eukaryota; Metazoa; Arthropoda; Malacostraca; Decapoda; Palaemonidae. The coding region runs from base 998 to 1951 and encodes 317 amino acids.
ACAGCAGUUUCCACAGUUAUUGGUGGUGGGCCUAGCCUUUUACUAAAGAGUAAGACUGCAAAGCAGCAGUUUCCACAGUUAUUGGUGGUGGACCCAGUUUUUUACUAAAAAGUAAGACUGCAAUGCAGCAGUUUCCACAGUUAUUGGCAGUGGUCGUAGCCUUUUACUAAAAAGAGUAAGACUGCAAGGCAGCAGCUGUCCUUUUUGUCCGCCAUUUAAGACACGCAGGACCCAUGGUGGUAGUAUUCUUACACCCCUACCACAGGGUAGAUUUAUUUCUUCAUUUAUUAGUGUUGUUAUUUUAACUCAAAUGUAUAAUUUGUUGAACUUUCUUUAAUAUUCACACCAAAAUUCUAAUGACCAGUGUGGUCGUGCGAUUAUGAGGUAAAGAAUUAAAUGUAUAUAUUGUUUUCUGGUGCUCUCAAAAUUACCUGAUAUCUAACCACCCCCUCCCCCCAAAAAAAGAAAUGUCUGUCCUCUUUUGUAAUGAGACUAAACAUUUCCACAUUUUCUUUCACUUCGGGUCUGACCUUCAAAGAAAAGACACCAUCAUCUCUUAUCUCUAGUGAUAUAUUAUAAACUAAUAAUAAUCGUGACAGUGCAAUGUAAGAGAGAGAGAGAGAGAGAGAGAGAGAGAGAGAGAGAGAGAGAGAGGAGAGAGAGAGAGAGAGAGAGAGAUUGCUCCCCUUAUCUACAGCUUAACGAGUUCCGGGAAAAGAUAAUAAACUUCUGUUUGGGGAAUUUUCGUCGUAUUGGGCCAUGACUCCAAACUAGUUCCUCCCUGCCAUUGAUUCGACCAAUCGGAGACUGGCUUCUGUCGUCGCAUAUAAACAGUGACAGGGUGGCUGGGCUUCUCAUUGGGCGUUCAACUGCAUUUUGAAUUGUUUGGUGGUGGUUCCUGGUGCACAAGCAAUAUCUUCUUCUUGAGUUGCCGAGCGGAACUAUUAGGCAUACUGCAAACAGUGAAUAUAUAUUAUCAGACAGAAAAAAAGAAACGAUGAACUACAACAUCGCCUUGUUCCGCGAAGCUCUCGCCAACGACAGCUGCUUCGUGAUGAGGCAGGCCUUCGUCACCCUGUACCGAGGAGGCAGCCUUCGGCCGGACGUUUACUUCCGGCAGAACGCGACCCUCCAACAGAAGUAUGUCUUGACGUUCACGAACGAGCAGCGUCAGACGAUCGAGUCGAGCGCGAGCAACCCUUACGCUUACGACGUCGAAACGGGAGCGGACUUUUACGAUCUGCCCAUCCUCUGGCGUCUCGUGGAACACGCCUGCGGCCUGCCGCCCUCCGACGUCAUACUGACGAAGGUUCUGGAGAUCAAGAGCCUGGGGAACAGCGUCCUGAGCCGCCAUCGUGACGGCGACGAUCCCAUCACGCGCGGAGAGCUCUGCCAGAAACUCGACGAGCUCUUGGAGCUGUACGUCACGAUUCUGGAGAGGGUCGAGUUCCACGCCACCCGCUACCUGUCCUUCGAGAAGACCGAAAUCGAGAGGAGAAUUCUGGAGAAGAAGGCGAGGUCACAGAGCGCGCCUUCGGUCGACACGCUCCACGCUUCGUCCCUUUUCGAUUCGAGACCGGCCCAGGAAUCUUGGGGGCCACCGCCGAAAACUCCUCCCUCUUCUUCGUCCAGUGGGGCAUACGCCGUGCCCCUAAAUAGCAGAACCGCUAGCGCUAAAAAAUCCGUCCCACUAAUCCCAAACAUAGGAAAAGCAGCUUUGGGCGUCACUACUUCUGUAGGAAAAGCAGCUUUCGAUGUCACUUCUUCAGUAGGAAAAGCAGCUUUCGACGUCACUACCACAGUAGGGAAAGUAGCUUUCGGUGUCACGAACACCAGUGCCAGAAUAGCGGUUCGUGGGGCUGGAGCUGUGGCAGAUGUCGUUACGCAGGAAGUGACGCCAUCCGGACCAAAUAAAAAUGAGAAAACGGACGAAGACUGUGUUUUGAUGUAGUUUAAACGAGAUUAAAGUGGAUAGAUAUGGCCAAUACUUGCGUACUGUGCAGAGGAUAGGUCGUUGCUAAGGUUAAUCUCGUAGAUACGACAAUGUAGAUUUAUACCUUGUUUACAUCCUCAUUGGCACUGUUCUUUGAGGUAUUCAACUGAUAUGUUAUAUGUCAGUAAUGGCCUUUUUUUUUAUCUUUUGAACAAUUGGUAAAACUUACAGCAUAUCCAAUCAGCUUCAUUUUCAUUUCCUGAAACAGUGACCAUAUAACAUACAGCUUUAAUCCCAUAGCUAAUAAACGUUUUUAUGCAAGAUCUAUAUUGACAACCUUGGUCUUUUGAAACAAUGCAUUGCGUGUUUUCUCAGCAGAUAUAUUCUUAGUUUGUCUUGUGUGAAGUAAAAGGAUUGUGAAUGAACAUCUAAAUAUACUCUAUAGGAACCGCCAUGUUCAGAUGACAUCUAUACAUACUCUAUAGGAACUGUUGUGUUCAGAUAACAUCUUUAUAUACUCUAUAAGAACUGCUAUGUUCAGAUGACGACUACAUAUACUCUAUAGGAAUUGCUGUGUUCAGAUGAUGUCUAUAUAUACUCUAUAGGAACUGCUAUGUUUAGAUGACAUCUAUACAUACUCUAUAGGAACUGCUGUGUUCAAAUAACAUCUUUAUAUACUCUAUAAGAACUGCUAUGUUCAGAUGACAUCUAUACAUACUCUAUAGGAACUGCUAUGAUCAGAUGAUGUCUAUAUAUAUUCUAUAGGAACUUCUGUGUUCAGAUGACACCUAAAUAUACUCUUCAGGAAUGGAAGGCUGAAAAGAACUUAAAAGGACCGUGAGGUAGUUUGUUGAUAUGAUAAGACUGAGGUGGGUGGAGGAGGGAAGAAGAGGGCUUAGGUUGGACCUGAUUGGGGUAGGGGUAGAAGGUCAAGUGGGAGAAGAAGAGUUUUAUGGGAUAAUGACGAUAACCAGACGAGAAGUAGAAGUAACAAUUAAUAUGCUAAGGAAUAAAGCGUCAAGGUCCGAAUCUUUCAACCCUACAGAAUGAUAUUAGAACCUUGACUUUAGGCCUAUGUGGAUCUUUUGCAGAAUGAAGAUGCUAUUGCUGUGUUGAAUAUUAUUUUAUAUUUCUUGGAUUUUAGAAUAACAUUGGCACUGGUUUGCUCUCAAGAAUUCCAGCGAACAUUUAAUAUAGCAAACACCACUGGCAGCGUCAACGAAGGGAUAUCGAGCGAGUUGCAAGCAAAGUGUUUUGCAGCAUACAACGUUACGCGCGCAUUAAAAUCAACUGGAUUAUCAAA